Messenger RNA from Aplosporella prunicola CBS 121167, 1006 nucleotides. RefSeq lists its product as uncharacterized. Lineage: Eukaryota; Fungi; Ascomycota; Dothideomycetes; Botryosphaeriales; Aplosporellaceae. The record is from RefSeq and is a predicted model, not a curated record. The coding region runs from base 97 to 666 and encodes 189 amino acids. The transcript has a single exon.
GAGCACCACCAAGAGAAAGGCGUUACACACAGUCAAAGCUGAAAGAGACCAGACUGUACUUACACCUUUUCACGCGACUCAAAGGCCUUACAACAAAUGUUGAAUUGCCGGGCCUGCGGCCGCACCGCACUGAAAUUAAAUCGCAUCUUCAGCAGGCACGUCACCACCCGCAUUGUCUUUUACACCGCCCCAUCCCACCAGCCGCGCCGCCGUGUCCCCGACGAAAUAACUUUGCGCGUGGUCACUGCACCGCACAUCAUCACCCGCCGCACACUCACAGGUCCAAUCCAAGUGCAAGCCGGACAUCCCCUCCUCCAGCACGGGCAACGGCUCAGCCGACAAGCCAUCCGCACCGCUCGCUGCAUCACUCGCCGCAUCACUCGCCUCCCUCCUCAUUUUCCUCGCGUCAGAGAAUGGCGUACAGAGGAUGGCGGCAAGUGCUUGGGCGGUCUUGUGCAGCGGCGAGUCACCCGCCCCAAGGUCCAGCAGGUGGCCCCAGUCCUGGUGCAGCGCUGGCAUGUCAUCUGCCGCCGAGUCGCUGCCGGCUUCGGCCGCUGCUCGGAGUAUGUCGUAGUGGUCGCGGAGGCUGCGCAGGAACUUCAAGGCCAGAGGAUCGACGUCGGAGCAGUAUUCGAGCACUUUGAUUGCCUUACUUGCUUCUACUAGCUCCGCGACACAUCCGGGUGUGUGUCCGUGGAGGAGCUUGAUCGCGACUACGAAGAGAAUGUCGAUGGUGGCUAUAUAUGAUUGGUAUCUGUGAGGCGUCAGUUUAAAAGGGGGGGGGGGCAAUGCUUCACAUGCACAUCCAACAGCGCUGGAAGACAGCUUCCUCGUCCAUCAGUAGGUCCAGCAUCCGAGAUGUCUGCAGAGCGGCCACAAAGCCAUCUUCGAAGGCGUCGGAAAGUUCUGUUAUACGUUCUUUGGCCAAUGUUAGGUUUGCUUCCGCCGUUUGUAUGUAAUGCUGGAGGAUCCGUCGCUGUAGCAUUAUCAUCGCUCCAAGGUGAAU